This is a messenger RNA of Astyanax mexicanus (Mexican tetra), 3463 nucleotides long. RefSeq names its product sema domain, immunoglobulin domain (Ig), short basic domain, secreted, (semaphorin) 3C (gene sema3c). The record is from RefSeq and is a predicted model, not a curated record. The coding region runs from base 238 to 2469 and encodes 743 amino acids. The transcript is spliced from 18 exons. Gene Ontology annotation, biological process: neural crest cell migration; axon guidance; negative regulation of axon extension involved in axon guidance. NCBI's taxonomy places the organism in Eukaryota, Metazoa, Chordata, Actinopteri, Characiformes, Acestrorhamphidae. Gene Ontology annotation, molecular function: chemorepellent activity; semaphorin receptor binding.
UCUGUGGUCCUGCAGAGGCAGUUGGAUGGAUCAUCUCUCUCUCUCUCUCUCUCUCUCUCUCUCUCUCUCUCUCUCUCUCUCUCUCUCUCUCUCUCUCUCACUUUCUCGGUGUGGAUUUACCAGCAGCUGGGUGUCAGUAGGGCUGAAUGAGGAGGACUGUAGGGGUAUUGGACAGCACUGAAAGUGGACGGGACUGAAGGUGUGCUGGUGUAGUUUUGUAUCCUCACUGUUGGAGUGAUGGAGGGGUUGGUGAGGUCUGUGAUGUUGAGGCUGGUGAUCCUUCCUCUCCUCUUCUUCACCACCUUCAUCUCCGCUAUCUCUCCACCACAGCCCAGAGUCUUCCUCCCCUUUCAGGAGCUGCAGACGACGCAGGCGUUCGAGUUCUACACUCUGUCGGAGAAGGCGAUGGACUACAGGAUCCUUUUUAUGGAUGAGGAUCAGGACCGGAUGUACGUGGGCUGUAAAGAUCAUGUUCUCUCCAUGGAUAUCAAUAACAUCACGCAGGGAACCCUGAAGAUUUUCUGGCCAGCGUCCAACACUAAGAUUGAGGAGUGUCAGAUGGCGGGUAAAGAUCCCACACACGGCUGUGGAAACUUCCUGCGGGUGAUUCAGCCCUAUAACAGAACUCAUCUGUUCAUCUGUGGCAGCGGCGCCUACAGUCCAGUGUGUGCGUACAUUAACCGCGGCCGGAGACCCGAGGAGAAAGUGUUUAAUAUAGCCUCUCGGGGAGAGUCGGGGAAAGGGCGCUGCUCAUUUAGUCCACGGGUCAACACCGUCUCCAUCAUGCUCAAUCAGGAGCUGUUCUCUGGAAUGUACAUCGACUUUAUGGGGACGGACGCGGCUAUCUUUAGGAGUCUGACCAGCAGGAACGCAGUGAGGACCGACCAGCACAACUCCAAAUGGCUGAGCGAACCCGUUUUUAUUGAUGCCCACUUAAUCCCUGAUGGAUCGGAUCCGAACGAUGCCAAGCUCUACUUCUUCUUCCGAGAGAGACUGACGGAUAACAGUGGCAACACCAAGAACAUCCACACCAUGGUGGCAAGAGUGUGUCCGAAUGAUACAGGUGGUCAGCGCAGUCUGGUGAAUAAAUGGACCACGUUUCUGAAAGCCCGGAUGGUGUGUUCUGUUCUGGAAGAAGACGGCACUGAAACACACUUUGAUGAGCUUGAAAGUGUGUUUUUGCUGGAGACGGACAAUCCUAAGGGUCUCCUGCUGUUUGGAAUCUUCACCUCCACCAGCUCUGUGUUUAAGGGUUCGGCAGUGUGUGUGUACAACAUGGCCGACAUCCUGACGGUGUUUAAUGGGCCGUUUGCUCAUAGAGAGGGUCCAAAUUUCCAGUGGGUGGCAUUUCAGGGGCGCAUCCCGUACCCUCGCCCUGGAACGUGUCCGGGCGGGGCGUUCACUCCUCAUAUCCGCAGCACUAAGGAGUUUCCGGAUGAUGUGGUGACGUUUAUGCGGAAUCACCCGCUGAUGUUUAACCCGAUUUACCCGGUGGGCCGCAGACCCCUGCUGGUCAGAACUCACGCUGAGUAUAAAUACACCUCCAUCGUGGUGGAUCAGGUGACCGCGGCUGACGGGCUCUACCGGGUGCUCUUCCUCGGCACAGAUAAAGGCACAGUGCAGAAGGUGGUGGUUCUGCCCACUAACCGUUCACUGGGAGAUGACCUGAUACUGGAGGAACUGGAGGUGUUUAAGAACCAGGCCCCCAUCACCAACCUCAGGAUCUCCUCCAAGAAGCAACAGCUAUACGUCAGCUCGGAGUACGGCGUAUCCCAGGUGUCUUUGCAUCGCUGCAAUGCGUACGGCACAGCGUGUGCCGACUGCUGCCUGGCACGGGAUCCGUACUGCGCCUGGGACGGACUGAGCUGUUCCCGAUUCUACCCCACCGGAAAGAGGAGAAGCAGAAGACAGGACAUCAUGCACGGAAAUCCUCUCACACAGUGCCGGGGCUUCAAUCUUAAAGCCUACAGGAAUGCAGUGGAGAUGUUGCAGUACGGGAUCAGGAAUAACACCACGUUUCUGGAGUGUAUUCCCAAAUCACCCCAGGCCUCGGUCCGCUGGCUCAUCCAGAGAGACAACGACCGCAGGAAAGAGGUGAAGCUGAGUGACCGAGUGGUGGCGACUGACCACGGUCUGCUGAUCCGUUCGGUGCAGUCGUCUGAUCAGGGUCUGUAUUACUGUCUGGCCACGGAGAACGGCUUCAAGCGCACUUUAGCUAAAAUCCGUCUGCGCGUGCUGGGCGAGGCGGUGGUCAGCGCUCUCAGCGAUAAGCAGCGGUCAUCCUGGGGGUGGGGCCUGAGCCCCAAGGCCCUGGCGUCGGCCUUCAGCCCGGCGGAGACGCUGGCCAUGCAGCAGUACUGCAAAGAGCGCAAGCAGCUCCAGACCUUCCAGGGUCCACUGAGGGGCGACCUGGCCAAACUCAAACCCCUGCUGGAUCACAACAAGAGCCGGAACCGCCGGAACCACUGACCCCAGGAUAAGAGGAAUGGACUGGAGGAGACGAGGAGAUUUUUUUGGACAGAGCUAGAGAUGUGGACUGAGGAGAGGAACUGAGGAUGGGGAAAAAAGGAGAGGAAAGAAAAGGAGAGGAGAAGAAAAGGAAGGAGCGCUGUGGAUGGAGGAAAAGUAGGCAGGGCUUUAAAAGCAUAGUUUGGCCUAAACAAAAUCAAAUGUACACCGUUCUCAACAUUUACCGUAAAUCACAAAUCACCAAUAUUUACUUCUUCAGUUUUUUUAUAGCAAUGGAGCUGCAUGUAUAACACUGCUAAUGUAGCUAACAUGUAACUGAAGCUUAUGUACUCCAGUUAGCAUGAUGCUAACUGUACAUACAGGAAUGUGUCCUAAAUCAUCUUACAUACAUUCUUCUCAAACUGUGCGGAGACUUGCUUAUUUGAUAUCCAAAACAAUAUGACCCUAUUUUGUAUACAGUUACAUUAUGUAUAUAAUUUAAAGACACAUUUUAUGGACAAAUAUACUUUGAUCCAUAUAGUGUAUAAGCUAUUAUUUUAUGUGUUCAGCAAAGUUAAGAAUGUUAUUGUAUAAUUGUUUCUUCCAACAAGUCUUAUUUAAUCAGUUGAUACACUGGGUCAAUAGAAGUGGGAAUCCCUGGGCAAAAAUAUUAUCACAAUACAUUGCCCACGAUAACAAUAAGAUCACAUUACUGCGAUUCUGUGAUACUCAAUAUAUUAUAAGACAAUGCUCUACAAUACUCCAUGCCAUCUGUGUUACUGAAGAGGUUAAACUAAUUUUAAAUCAGUAAAUACCAGGAAUUAUGGAUUUAUUGGUGUCAGAUUCACAGAAUUUAACAACCAAUAUUCUUCACAGAAUUAACGCAGGGUUGCCCUAUUUGUUUGAUUGAUUAGCGCCACCAUGUGGAGUAAAUAAGCAGUAACUUUAGUAAGUGUAAUUGGGUCACGAGUCUAAGCAAUAUUUGAUGCCACAUAUCAAUAAUGUAUUGCAAAAA